Molecule: messenger RNA, 2388 nt
Organism: Candidozyma haemuli
Lineage: Eukaryota; Fungi; Ascomycota; Pichiomycetes; Serinales; Metschnikowiaceae
Product: cleavage polyadenylation factor subunit
Exons: 1
Coding region: 1-2388 (795 amino acids)
Biological process (GO): mRNA 3'-end processing by stem-loop binding and cleavage
Cellular component (GO): mRNA cleavage and polyadenylation specificity factor complex
Molecular function (GO): RNA binding; 5'-3' exonuclease activity; RNA endonuclease activity
Source: RefSeq, a predicted model, not a curated record
AUGGCUAUUGACAACCCGAGUGAAGAUCCGGCGGAUAACUUCAAAUUCUUCGGCUUGGGAGGAUGUAAUGAGGUGGGGCGUUCGUCCCAUAUAUUGGAGUAUAAAAACAAAGUUAUUAUGUUGGACUCUGGUGUCCAUCCAGGUCUCAGCGGGAUGAAUUCAUUGCCAUUUUUCGAUGAAUACGAUUUAUCCAAAGUCGAUAUCUUGUUGAUUAGUCAUUUUCAUUUGGAUCAUGCCGCUUCAUUGCCAUACGUGAUGCAACAAACAAACUUCAAAGGCCGUGUUUUCAUGACCCAUGCAACCAAGGCCAUCUACCGUUGGUUACUAUCAGAUUUCGUCAGAGUUACAUCUAUGAACGGUGGUGGCGAUGAAGGAAGAAGCGAAAACAACUUGACGAACGCUUCAGGCUCUGCCAAUCUAUAUACAGACGAAGACUUGAUGGUUUCGUUUGAUAGAAUUGAAACUAUCGACUACCAUUCUACUAUUGAGGUCGAUGGUAUCCGUUUCACUGCCUACCACGCUGGCCAUGUUCUUGGUGCUUGUAUGUACUUUGUUGAGGUUGGUGGCCUCAAGGUUCUUUUUACAGGUGACUACUCUAGAGAGGAAGAUCGCCACUUGAAGGUUGCCGAAGUCCCACCCACACGUCCUGAUGUUUUGAUCACAGAGUCUACAUUUGGCACAGCUACUCAUGAGCCAAGACUAGAAAAAGAAGCACGGUUGAUGAAAUUGAUUCAUUCGACUAUCCUAAAAGGUGGCCGUAUUCUUAUGCCUGUUUUCGCAUUGGGAAGAGCACAAGAAUUACUUCUUAUUUUGGAGGAGUACUGGUCACAAAACAAGGACAUUCAAAACGUCAAUAUAUACUACGCCUCUAACCUUGCACGAAAAUGUAUGGUAGUGUAUCAAACAUACACCAGCAUCAUGAACGACAGCAUCAAGGUGAAUGCAGCAGGUUCCGCAAAAUCCAACCCUUUUGAUUUCAAAUUUAUCAAGUCCAUCAAGAGUGUUGAUCGAGUUCAUGAUAUUGGGCCAUGUGUGGUAGUGGCAUCCCCAGGUAUGUUGCAAAGUGGUGUCUCCCGUCAGCUUUUAGAGAGAUGGGCACCUGAACCCAAGAAUGCAGUUAUCAUGACAGGUUAUUCGGUUGAAGGAACAAUGGCGAAGGAUCUUCUUCGUGAACCACCUUCGAUUCCCUCCAGCAAUAAUCCAGAAAUGACCAUCCCUCGACGUCUCACGGUCGAUGAAAUAUCUUUUGCGGCGCAUGUAGAUUUCAUCGAAAACUCGGGUUUUAUAGAUGAGGUAAGCCCCAAGAAAAUCAUUUUGGUACAUGGUGACAGUAACCCUAUGGGUAGACUCAAGUCUGCAUUACUCAGUAAGUACCUGUCCAGGAAGGGUACAGACGAUGAAGUCAAGGUAUUUAAUCCUAGGAACUGUGAGGAGGUCACUAUAGGAUUCAAGGGAGCAAAGAUGGCUAAGGUCGUGGGAAGUCUCGCUGAAGCUCAAAUGGAGUUGAUAAAGAAAGCGCUCCACGAACAAGAGACAAAAGCUAAAAUUGAAGAAGUUGAUGACAAUGGUGUCAAAAAAGAGGACGACAUGGCUGUCGAAAAGAGUGACGAUGCUACCAAGAAAGAAGACGAGGAUGACACAGAAAAAGGCACUAAGAUAAUAGACACAGGCAUCAGAAUAUCUGGAGUCCUCAUAUCCAAGGAUUUUGAUAUGAACAUCAUGAGCCUUGAAGAUUUACCGGAGUAUUCUCAACUCAAUACUUCAGUCGUUAAGUCUAAUGCCAAACUCAAGGUGCACGCUAAUGUCUCAUUGAUAGAAUGGCAUUUAGAGCAGAUGUUUGGCCACAUCAGCGUCGCGAAAGACGAUAAUGAGACUUGGGAAUGUGCCAUUAUGGAUAUGGUAUACAUUACUGUUAACAAGGUAGAGUCAGCAGGAGCCUUGAAUGUGACUGUGGAAUGGAUUAAUGAUGAUUUGAUGGGAGAUUCGCUAGCAGACAGUAUCGUUGCUAUUCUCCUUUCGAUAGACUCUUCGCCAGUUUCGGUGAAGAUGACUUCUCAGCAUUGCUCUCAUAGUCAUGUCAAACAAGAAGAUGAUGAAGAUAUGGUGAAACAAGAGGCACCAAAGAGAGCUCAUGCCAACAGCGAUAUAGCCAGCCGAAUCAAGAGAAUAAGUUCUCUCUUGAAGUCGCAAUUUGGUGACUCAAUCAAGAAAAACGAUGGAAAGGAAAUUGUCAUCGUGAUAGGUAAGAACGAAGCCAAGGUUGACCUUAACAAGCUUGAGGUUGAGUGCGGUUCAAGAGUACUCAAGGAUAGAGUGGAGAACAUUGUAAAAAGAGGUGCCACACUUGCUGCUCCAUUGAGCUAUCCUGAAAAAAUGGUCUCAGUAUAA